UUAGGGAUUCUCCCUAAAAUAGGUCAACUGGUGUCACGCGGACAUUAGAUGCACACAGCCCGGGACGGGGACGCGGCAACCCUCAUUCCUAUCUUGGAGGCAGCAGACGCCUCGAAUAUUUCACUUGGCAAAUUUUAUUAUUUAUUUGACGCACGUCCCUAGGUUGUUAAGAGAAAUUGUAUCUCAUAAAACACAUACUUAGAUUGUGUUCUGUUAUAUAUAUCCGGAUCGACUCCCAGAUGGCUACCAAUGGUAAUAACACACUGCCUACGAACUCGAGGAUAAAUGGAAAUGGUGAUGAGGAGCAGCAGCCUCUGCUUGAUAGCAGCUAUGUGACGUCCAAAUCAGCAAGAUGGCGAAAGAGCUUAACGACAGACGUUCGCCGCGACUGGGCCGAUUUAGUUCUGCUUGCUUGCUAUGUCAUUACUGGCAUGCUUGAUAGCGCAUCGAUAUCCACUUGGGGCUCGUUCGUGUCGAUGCAGACAGGAAACACGGUGUAUUUUGGCCUCGGCAUUACCGCACCGCACGAGUCGACGCGGUGGAUCAAGUCGGGGACUUCACUCGGCUGUUUCUGCAUCGGGUCCGUAUUCUUCAGCUCUUUCCACCGGAUGCUAUCGCCGUCGCCUAAGCGGCGUUGGGUGCUCGCAGCGUCCUUCAUUAUUCAGAUGUUGUUUGUCGCCGUUGCUGCGGCAAUUCUUACUUUCGGGCCCCAGUCCGACAGCGAGGCCAAAAAGGAGGCCAUCGACUGGCCAGUGCUUGUCCCAAUUGCCCUGAUCGCUUUUCAAAGCUGUGGUCAGGCGGUUGCAAGUCGUGCGCUCAAGUACAACGCGCUUACCAGCGUUGUCCUGACUAGCAUUUACUGCGACUUAUUUUCCGAUGCCGCGCUGCUCGCGCCGCAUAAUCCUGAGCGUAACCGUAGAGUCGGUGCCCCUGUUUUACUUCUCAUCGGUGCUGUGCUUGGUGGGCUACUGGCUAGGAGCACAGUUGGUACUGCCGGUGUACUGUGGAUUGCUGCGGCUUUGAAGCUGCUGGUCGUUGUGUCAUGGCUGCUAUGGCCAGCGGAAAAGGAAUAACAGUCGCAUAUGCAUGCUAUGUAUUACUAGAUACACGUCGUAAGGACCUAGAUAAACUGCAAGAUUUGUAAGUAAAUGCCCCCGAACUGUUGGGUAAGGCAUAGCUUCAAUCCAGCACCUCAUUG
Molecule: messenger RNA, 1198 nt
Organism: Daldinia decipiens
Lineage: Eukaryota; Fungi; Ascomycota; Sordariomycetes; Xylariales; Hypoxylaceae
Exons: 2
Coding region: 240-1073 (277 amino acids)
Source: RefSeq, a predicted model, not a curated record